Brassica napus (rape) is the source of this 1091-nucleotide messenger RNA. Its product is annotated as VQ motif-containing protein 11-like. NCBI's taxonomy places the organism in Eukaryota, Viridiplantae, Streptophyta, Magnoliopsida, Brassicales, Brassicaceae. The transcript has a single exon. The record is from RefSeq and is a predicted model, not a curated record. The coding region runs from base 370 to 864 and encodes 164 amino acids.
UCUAAUAAUGUAUUGACUUUAACAUAUUAUAACCAUCUACUCAUCUAGAAAACGUUUUAAAAUCCAGUGUUCAAAUCAUAAAUAUGACUAGAGAAUAUUAGCAAAUACAAUAUGUAUUUAUUUACAAUCAACUUUAUCAACUACGAAUUCUAGACGUGCAAAGUCAAUCAUAUUGGAAACUUUUAUAAUUACUAAAUUAAUAAAUAUGUUGGCAAAAAUGUCAAGAAAACACACGCACACAAGAAGACGGUCUUCUUUAAAUAAUUGGGUACUAGUAGGCAGACGAAUGUCUUUCGGACAAAGAACAAGACAUACUUCUCUUCUCUUCUUCCAAAGGUUUCAACUUAAUUCAUCUUAUCCACCACCGCCAUGAGCCACAAGAAUCACCACUCCCAGCGGCCAAGCUAUGCUACCGACCCAAACACCAUGUUUGUUCAAGCAGACCCCUCCAAUUUUCGAAACAUCGUCCAAGAACUCACGGGAGCACCACCGGAACUCUCCCCCGUCUCCACCGCACAGCAUAAGCUUCCUUUAACUCCAAAGAAACAAGCAUUCAAGCUCCACGAACGCCGUCAGUCAUCCAAGAGGAUGGAGCUGAAGAUCAACAAUGAUUCUUUGGGCCAGUUCAACCGCGGGUUCCUCGUCUCACCGGUCUCUCACCUCGACCCAUUCUGGACGCGCGUGAGCCCACAGUCAGCACGUGAGAAUAACCUCGCCAUGCCGGAAAAGGAAGAGCAAAAAGCCAUAGCCGAGAAAGGGUUUUACUUCCUUCCGAGUCCGAGAAGCGGGGACGAGCCAGCACCGGAGCUUUUGCCUUUGUUUCCUCAACGGAAUGAAAACGAUUAUUGCCACUCAUCUUAUUAACUAAAGAGUUCUUAUUGAUCGUAAGUUAGUGGCACUUGAUAUCGCUGUUGCUUUUUUUUCUACUGUUUUUGUUAGGGGUAGCUAGUAUCCGUUUUUUGUUUCUUAAUUAACCUUUUGGACCUUUAUUAAUUCUAUCAUCCCUUCAUUAACCUUCUUGAAGGGUCAACUAUUCCGGCGUGUGUAGUCCACUUCCUUUAGAAUAUAAAAUAUUUAAAGUAUUUGUAGUU